Messenger RNA from Rotaria sordida, 327 nucleotides. NCBI's taxonomy places the organism in Eukaryota, Metazoa, Rotifera, Eurotatoria, Philodinida, Philodinidae. The record is from the annotation of a GenBank genome assembly.
AUGACAACAAUACCGCCGAAUUCACCAAUAAUUGACUCUGUAUCAGGUUCAUCAUCAUCAUCACCUUCAUUAUCAUUAUCAACAGAAUUAUUUAAUCGUUUACAAGCUUUUCAAGUCUAUUUGGAAAUGUCAGGUUCAAUUGAUGCAUUAACAGAUUGUGUUGCACAACUUAAUGUAUCAUAUUCUGUAUCAUAUUUAUCACCACUUGAACAAUUUAAAGCUAUACUUCGUUCAAAAAUUCCACAAACGAUUGAAGCUGAUUGUUUACAACAAGAAAUUGAUGAACUUAAAAUGCAAAUUGCUCAAUUACGUCAAACACAAAAUUAA